Messenger RNA from Arachis duranensis, 777 nucleotides. Its product is annotated as G-type lectin S-receptor-like serine/threonine-protein kinase LECRK2. Lineage: Eukaryota; Viridiplantae; Streptophyta; Magnoliopsida; Fabales; Fabaceae. The transcript has a single exon. The coding region runs from base 1 to 777 and encodes 258 amino acids. Gene Ontology annotation, biological process: protein phosphorylation. Gene Ontology annotation, molecular function: ATP binding; protein kinase activity. The record is from RefSeq and is a predicted model, not a curated record.
AUGGUCAAAGAAAAUGAAGAAGAGUUCAAAACAGAGGUAAGUACAUUUGGUAGGACAAAUCAUAGGAAUUUGAUCCAACUCUUGGGAUUUUGCAAUGAGGGAGACCACAGAAUGCUUGUAUAUGAGUUCAUGAGCAAAGGUUCUUUGGCAAGCUUCCUUUUCGACACCACCGAAAGGCCUAGUUGGUUUCAGAGAAUGCAGAUAGCAUUGGAGACAGCUAGGGGAAUCUUGUAUUUGCAUGAAGAGUGUAGCACUCAGAUCAUACACUGUGACAUUAAACCUCAAAAUGUUUUGCUUGAUGAAUCUUUCACUGCUAAGAUAUCUGACUUUGGCUUAGCCAAACUUUUGAAAAUUGGUCAAUCUAGAACCAAUACAAGGAUAAGGGGAACCAAAGGGUAUGUUGCCCCUGAGUGGUUUAGAAACAUGCCAAUUACCAUCAAGGUUGAUGUCUACAGUUAUGGAGUGCUAUUACUAGAGAUCAUUUGUUGCAGGAGGAGCUUUGAAGCAAAUGCUGAGAAUGAGAACCAGAUGGUGCUGACAGAUUGGGCCUAUGAUUGUUUUCAUGAAAGGAAACUUGAUUUAUUGGUGAAAGAUGACAAAGAGGCCUUAGCUGACAUGAAGAUGGUGGAAAAGUAUGUGAUGCUUUCUUUAUGGUGCAUUCAGGAGGAUCCAUUACUGAGGCCAUCCAUGAAGAAAAUCUUGCAGAUGCUUGAAGGGUCUAUAGAUGUACCAGCCCCUCCUGAUUUACCUUCAUUGAUAACUACCAUCAGUCUGUAG